CAAUGUCAAAUCAUUCCGGAAUGAUGAGAAGUGCGAACGUUUGUAGGAGCACGUCUUACCUUUUCGUCUUUUCGGUAUAUAAUUCCACUUUCACCACUUUGUGAAUACUCUACUCAUUCGUAUCAGUUAUAAAUGUGCUGUGACAGAACACGGUCGUCUCUUAAAUAUAAUUAUUAGAAAUACUCAUGCCAUGGCGAGAGUCGCUACCGAAAUGGCAUACAGAAAUUUUUGUGUAGUGUUUAUAAUUUUCGCUCUAGUGAUAGUUCAAGCGGUCGGUUACGACACGGAACUGUAUGAAACAAAGCCUUGCGACAGCAAUGCUUGUUUUGACGAGCUCCACGGGUCUUUGGGCGACUGUUCGUGCAAUGUUGACACCAUCGAUUAUUUUAAUAACGUGAAAGUUUACCCUCGUCUCCAAAGUCUAAUAAGAAAGGAUUACUUCCGUUUCUACAAAGUGAAUUUGAAAAAAGAAUGUCCUUUCUGGGCAGAUGAUAGUAAAUGUGCGAUGAGGUACUGUCAUAUUAAGACCUGUUCUAAGGAAAGUGUGCCUGGAUAUGAGAAUGGUUACGAGAAUGACCAUAUAGACGAGACUCCAGCGACCAAGUACACGAAGGAGGCGCAGGGUAACUGUGACACUGACGCGGAUCAUGACCAUGACUUGGGCUACCUGAACAUGACCAUCAGUGCUGCCAGUCAACAUGAGAUAGCCAAGUGGAAGGCUUACGAUGACGCCCUCGAGAAUUUCUGUGGCUACGACGACAAGGAUGUUGAUGCUGAGUAUGUAGACUUGUUGCUAAAUCCAGAAAGAUUUACAGGAUACAAAGGACCUUCUGCCAAUAGAAUUUGGAAGAGUAUAUAUCAGGAGAACUGCUUUAGACCAAAACCAAAUCCGUAUGAGUCCUUCCCAUUUGUGAUGACUUCAGAUCUAGGCAACAUGUGCUUAGAAAAGAGAGUAUUCUACAGAGCCAUAUCUGGCUUGCACACUAGUAUAAAUGUGCACUUAUGUUCAAAAUAUUUGCUGUUUGAGAAAGGAGCAGGAUUCACAUCUGAUGGUGAGUGGGGUCCCAAUCUAGAGGAAUUCCAACGUCGGUUUGAUCCAUCCCAAACAUUCGGAGAGGGUCCUAAUUGGUUAAAGAACCUUUACUUUGUUUAUUUAUUGGAAAUGAGGGCUUUGGCUAAAGCUGGACCGUAUUUAGAGAAGGAGGAAUAUUACACUGGCAAUCCGACUGAGGAUGAAGAGACUCGGGAGGCCAUACACAACAUGCUGAGCGUGAUCUACUCCUUCCCAGACCAUUUCAAUGAGUCUUCCAUGUUUAACGGCGGCAGUCAAGCUGCGAAACUGAAAGUAGAGUUCCGAGAACACUUCCGUAACAUAUCGAGGAUAAUGGACUGCGUUGGGUGUGACAAAUGUAAGCUUUGGGGCAAGCUUCAGACACAAGGCUUGGGUACUGCACUAAAGAUAUUGUUCUCCAGCAAAUGGAAUAGUCCAGAAAGUGACACUAAUCAGAGCAAGUUGCCCGUCAGACACAAAUCUCAUGAAAGGUUGCAGAGGACAGAGGUAGUUGCACUCUUCAAUGCAUUCUCAAGACUAUCAGAGAGUAUACGGCAGUUGGAACAGUUCCGAAUAAUGCUAAGCUCGCAGAAAGAAGGAGGUCAGAAGCAACCCCUAUUUGGAAGCAUUCGGGACAUGAAGUGAGAAGAAUAGAAAUACUUCUAGAAUAAUCUUAUUGGCGUUAUUAGGACUUAGAAUUAAAACUUAACGUUCCUUGAACAAGUUAUGCUUGAAAUUAGACUCUUAAUUUAUUGGAAGAAGGAAUUGGAUGUGCUUUUCUGAGCACACGAAAGUUAAGCGUAAUGAUUUAGAAGAAUAGUCUAUCCUGACUUUAAAAAGGUGUGAGACUGCUUUUGUUUAACCUCUUUUCUAUGUUUUUACCUCUAUGGUUCUUUCUUUUUCAACAGCCUGUACUAUUUCAGCAUGUUCUCAUUAAAUACUCCUUUUCUGAAAUUAUCAAAAAUGACUCAUUUUCUUUCCAAACAUAUGAUUUCUUGCUCUAUUUAACAAUAACAUUAAGUACUCCCGAAAUGCAAUUAUCCCUAGUGUCAACGUUGACUAUAAAAGUUUCCUUUUAACGCCAAUUUAUGUUAAUAAUUCAUCACAAGACUUAAUUAAAUAUUUAUUGAAAAUCCAGUGACGAGUUGAGCUUAAUUUUACAAUUUUAUACAGGGUAAGGCUAAACAUUAAGGGGUGUGGAUUUAUCAGUAAUUUUACUGCUUAAUGUAAACUAUACAAAACCUGUAAUAUUGCCCCGAAUGGCAAAUAAGAAUAAAAUUGUAUCAAAAAGAGUUCCUUUCUUUUUGAAUUUAGAAAUUUGCUGAAGCCAUCAUCAAAAUAAGCAUUAUCGAUUGAAAUUAACAAUAUUGGUCUUGAUUAAAAAAUAUAUUUUUUGCCUACUUUUAGAUGUUCAGCUUUACCCUCCGUUUUGUCUGUGUCUAGAAUAAGAUUAAUUUAUAAGUAAAUAAUGUUACACUAAAAAGCAAUAGGCAUUUGGACACAUAUUAUUUUCGAGUUAUUUUUUCAGAUUUCAGUUUCUAGCAAGACUCAUAUUUUUACUUAAAAAGCAACUGAAAGGAUUGUUCAGAAUAAUUGUCACGUCAGUUUAGCGUUUUUAUCUUCUAUCGAUCUUCCAUUGAUGUCGUAAGGUCUAGCGAAAAUUAUAGCUAGAAAUUAGACCCCAUAGUUAAUCUCUUGUUUUCUAAAAUUAAGACAAAUCAUGUUCAAAAGUCUAUUGUACAAAUGUGUAUUUAAAAAGGCAUGAAUGAAUAUAUACUUAAAAUUGUAAUACUAUAUGUAUUUCAUACAUAAAACUUAAUAUUUCUCUAGUCACCUGUAGGGAAUACAAAAAUGUGCAAUAGUAACACUCCAUUUUAUUUUAUUUUCAAUUUGAAUUGAACAGCAUUUUUAUGGAUUUCAAUAAAUUCUGAAACACUAAAGUUUUAUUACAUAGCCUCAAAAUUUUAGUUACUAUUCGAUUGUAAAAAGGUUUUAUCAGACGAUGAAAAAAUUCUGUAUUGUUGAUGGAUCAUUGUUGUAGAUUAUCUGUGGUCUGUCAUUAUUCCGAUCGUUACGGUCAUUAUUUAUCCAAGGCCAGAUUCAGUUUGAUACAAUCCCAAUUGUAUUUGGCCGCUACCCAACAAUCUAAAUUAACCAAAAGCCGGGGAUUCAUCAGUAAAAUAUCAACAUUACAAUACAAUAGAGAUUUUUAUGAUUAUAAUUUUAGUAUGAAAGGAGGAGUAUGUUUAACGAAAUUAUGAUUAUUUCAUAACCUCAUGUAAAUUGUUGAAACAUUGUUUUUAUACAUAACUAAAUAUAAGUUAAUUUGGUCACAAACGGAUUGGUACAAUGUUAAGUAUUAUUAGAUAUAAUUAUUAUAUCUAGGUGCUCAGUUCUGGCAACACUUCAAUAAUACAUAUAGUUCCUUUCGCCGUUAUUCCUGUGUAAUGGCCGACGCACUACAUACUUUGUAUCUUAUUUAUAUAAUUAUUAUUUGAAAUGUGCCCCCAAUACUGGAUUUGUACACGUACAAGACCUGUAAACUUUUAAGCUAAUUUUAUUUUUUGAGUUUUGCUUUUAUUUAUUUUACAAUUAGAUAAUAUUUUAAACAGCUUUUAGGUUAUGAUUAUAGAGCAUUUUGUUCUGGUUCAAUUAUUUAUUUAAUGCGAACCGUUUGUUAUACUCUUAUUCAUUUUAAUUAUAGAAAAGAUCUAAAUAGGUGUCCAAUAUUUUUGAUAAAUAUUUUUUUGAAAAUUCCCGUUUUCUAUGAUUUAUGAUGUAUGUAAUUAAACAAAGUUACUCCAGUAACUGACUCAAACAAUCAAACAACGAAGAAAUAAUACUGAAUCAAGUUUUAAUAUAUAAUUUAAUUAAGUUAAUAGCAACCAAUAAAAUCACUUGAAAAAGUUACUUGCAUUCCACGUAUCGAUUCUAGAGUUAAUUAAUUCUUAUCUAAACAAUAAAAUCGAGAACGGUUGAUUAACCACCUCAAUAGUUUUCAUACGCUCUGUAAAAACCGUAAAAAAACAAUUUAUAAGAAAAGUAUAGAAGUUACUGUCUGUGAUUAUUAGUUUCAAUUAUCAUGACAAUUUCAUUUUUAUGUUAUUUUAUUUUUAAUAAAUGUAUUAACUUAU
Helicoverpa armigera (cotton bollworm) is the source of this 4185-nucleotide messenger RNA. RefSeq names its product Endoplasmic reticulum oxidoreductin-1-like (gene Ero1L). Gene Ontology annotation, cellular component: endoplasmic reticulum membrane; endoplasmic reticulum. Bases 191 to 1696 code for a protein of 501 amino acids. The record is from RefSeq and is a predicted model, not a curated record. NCBI's taxonomy places the organism in Eukaryota, Metazoa, Arthropoda, Insecta, Lepidoptera, Noctuidae. Gene Ontology annotation, molecular function: FAD binding; thiol oxidase activity; protein-disulfide reductase activity. Gene Ontology annotation, biological process: protein folding in endoplasmic reticulum. The transcript is spliced from 2 exons.